AUACGUCACAUCCGGUUAAAGUUGUCAAAGUAGAGUAGGCAAUGUGUAUAUGACGCGUAUAGUGAAUUCAAAGUAAAGUGACUGUGCAAUUAUGAAUCCGAAUAGAAACGUCGUGUGUUUACUGUUGCUCUUUGUAGGAAUUUUAUCGUAUUUAGAUCAAAAAUGUGUCGAAGCAAAAUCGAAUCGGCAGAAGGCUCCGCUGGUCGAGGAGGUUUCUGACGUGAAGGAGCUGAAGAAACUGCUGCGCACAAAGAACAACGUGCUGGUGUGUUUCGUGAGCUCGUUAAAGCGAGCUGUUCCGACCGUCAAGGUGUUCCGUGAGGCCGCGGGCGCCGUCCGCGGGCAGGGCACGAUGGUGCUGGUCGACUGUUCGGGGGAGGCCCGCAAGAUGUGCCGCAAGCUGAAGGUGGACCCCGAGCCGGUGGUGCUGCGCCACUACAAGGACGGCGAGUUCCACAAGAACUACGACCGCCCACUGACCAUGCAGUCCAUCGUCAGCUUCAUGCGGGACCCUGCCGGCGACGCGCCCUGGGAGGAGGACCCAGCCGCCACCGACGUCGCGCACCUGCCCGAUGCCACGGCUCUCCAGAAGGUGCUGCAGCGCAGGGACGGCCCGCGGCAGAUGCUGGUGCUGUUCUACGCCCCGUGGUGCGGCUUCUGCAAGCAGCUGAAGCCGGACUACGCGGCGGCUGCGUCGGAGCUCAGGGGCAUCGCCACGCUGGCGGCCGUGGAUGUCAACCGUCCGGAGAACGCGGUCCUCCGGCAGAAAUACAACAUCACGGGCUUCCCCACCGUCAUCUACUUCGAAAAUGGAAGCCAGAAGAUGGUGUACGAGGGAGAGAACAAGAAGGAUGCACUCGUAAGGUUCAUCCGGAACCCCGAGAAACCUCCAGAAAAGCCAAAGGAGAUUCCCUGGGCUGAAACUGAUACCUCUGUCACUCACCUCACCACAGAGACAUUUGAUUCUUUCCUUGAGGAAGAGCCGUCUGUGUUGGUGAUGUUCUACGCACCGUGGUGUGGGCACUGCAAGAAAAUGAAGCCAGAGUACGAGAAAGCUGCCGAGACGCUGAAGGCGCAGAAGAUUCCGGGAGUGCUGGCAGCUCUAGACGCCACGAAGGAACAGGCGAUAGCGACACGUUACGACGUCAGGGGCUACCCGACGCUCAAGUACUUCCGCGACGGUGCACUGGCGUACGACGUCGGGACGCUGCGGGACGCCGACCGUCUGACAGAAUUCAUGCGGGACCCGAAGGAACCUCCGCCACCGCCGCCCCCGGAGAAGCCGUGGAGUGAGGAGGAGGGCCAGGACGUGGUGCACCUCACGGAGGAGACCUUCAAGCCCUUCCUGCGCAAGAAGAAGCACGUCCUCGUCAUGUUCUACGCACCCUGGUGCGGCCACUGCAAGAGGGCGAAGCCGGAGUUCGUCCGGGCGGCGGCGCGGUUCCGCGAUGACCCCAAGGUGGAGUUCGCGGCCGUCGACUGCACGGAGUUGGGCGCAGUGUGCGCCGCCUUUGAGGUGAAGGGCUACCCCACCGUGAAGUACUUCCACUACCUCAACAAGGAGAGCCGGGACUACGGCGGCGAGCGGACGGAGGAGUACUUCGUGCGGUUCAUGCGCGACCCCCUGGGCGCCGCCGCAGACUCUCCGGCGGACACGGCGGAGGCGGAGGGGUGGGCCGCGCUGCCGGGCGGCGACCACGUCCGGCUGCUGACUGAGGCGGACUUGGACGCUGCCGUCGCCUCGCCUGCACCCACGCUCGUGCUGUUCUACGCCCCUUGGUGCGGGCACUGUCGCAGCAUGAAGGCGGACUACGCGCUGGCGGCAAAGCGGGCGCACGACGAGAAGCUGGGUGCGACGGUGGCGGCGAUCGACGCCUCGACGGCGGCGACUGUGCGCGGCCGUUUUGAAGUCCCGGGAUUCCCUACGCUGAAGCUCUUCCGCUCGGGUUCCGUAAUCGGGGACUACCGGGGCGCCCGAACCGCGGACGGGUUUGUGUCGUUCUUGAGGACCGCCGUACGUGACGAGCUCUGAGCCGACCGAGAAGGCAGAGGAAAGACCCGAGCUCUGCAGAGAUUCCUCUCGCGCGGUGCCGACGUCUGUCUGUCGGAGGUGUAUUUAUUGGCGUUGUCACUAAUUUAUUUGCACAAUGCGAUCUGUAACGGUAGUCUUACUUAGGUAUAACGGGACUGUUCCUCAGGUACGGAGCUCUCCACUCUGCCAAUCUUGUCAUGUCAGAGUGUGAAGAGUGAGCUUGUGUUUCUAGAUUUUUGGUGAAGGGAUUUGUAACAGUUGCACUUCGUAUUAUCUAUAACAUUUUCCCACUUGUGUGUGCCCUCGUCAAUGUGGGUGUAGAUACUGAAUGUCUCGCUCUUAGGUUUUCCUACUGCCACAAAGUGUCAUCGUCCUUAUCCCUGUAGUAGGUGUGACAAUUUAUUAUUUUUAUGUUUGAAUUGCAAGCACAAGUUAUCGAUACCGUGUACAUUUGUUAUUCUCCCAUUGCACGUUUCUGAGGAUUACACAGCUGUCAUCUGGUGGACCUGUUUCAAUUAGUGAAUCACAGACAAUUUGUAUGUUUAGCUUUUCUGCAAUCUGAAACAUCACCUUCCUGUUGUGAAAGGCUUCUUUUCCAGUUGUAUUUAUACUAGAUACUCUUUCUAUAAAGUAUAUUUAUAGAAUACGUUUGUUCGUGUGGCCACUUUCUCCAGCAACUGUUAAAAUCUGUCAUACAGGUUAUCUGUCUCGAGUUGACUGCAAUCUAAUUAAGAAGAAUUACACCAGACGUGUUUCGCUUUUAUUUAUGAAGCAUCUUCUACUGUUAUUCGUGUUUCUUUAAAUAUUCUGUUCCUUCCCUCCUUGCUAGAAGUGGUUGGUGUGGAAAGCCUUCAUUUCACAUAUGCACUAGGCAGUUUUUGGCAUUCUGGUGUAUUUUCUGCACUGCCUUAUUUACACUUCACUUUCUUAAACUGCUUCUCAUUCCACACUGCCACUGUGGUGGUGAAGUGUAAAUAAUGCAGCACAGGAAAUUUUGUAGAAUGCCAAAGACUGCAGAGUGCAAAUGUGAAAUGAACCAACUGCUGCUAGCGAGGAGGGAAGGAACAGAAUAUUUAAAGAAACACCAAUAACAGUGGAAGAUGCUUCAUAAAUAAAAGCGAAACAUGUCUGGUGUAAUUCUUCUUAAUUAGAUUGCAGUCAGCAUGAGACGGAUGACCUAUUUGGAGAGAUUUUAAUAGAAAGUGCACGCCAUGUGAAUACGACUGGAAAAAGAGCCUGAUGGGGCCACAGAUAACUCAAAAUUUGCACGUACAAAUCAUCCACAUCUGAUUGAUCUAAAUCCACCUGGUGGUGGCAGUGUCCAUCAUCGUCAGUCGGUUGACUUAAUGCAGAAUGUCGUGACUUUAUUUCUCAUGUAACUGUACCGUCUUCUUCACUUGUUAUUCUUCUUUGUGGUAUUUUACCUUCAAUAUUGCCUGGUUAUAUGGUCUUUCAAAAUUAUUCCCUUUCUUCCUAAAAUGUGUCAAAGGAGCAUGAAGUAGCUUUAACUGGCACAGGAAGAGACAUUUCUUGUGAUGCUAAGUUCUUCUGUAAUGAAAGCAUUGCUUUUCCUUUCUGUCUGCGUUAUUCGUAACAUCUUUCUCCGACACCACAUCUUGGGGGCACCUCGUUCUAGCCUCCGCAGUCCACGUCACGCGGCCCUUACGAGAACGUGGGGAACACCGCUGAUUCCACUGAGCACUAUCUUUUUCCUUAUAUUGUUACAAAUAAUAGCUUAGUUCUCCGGCCGGUGUGAAAAACUUCGGUUGGACAAUUAUUUGCAAAUGCCAUUCGUAUCGUAAUUACUAAGUUACUUUAUGAGCUGUUUUGUACCUCUCUCAACUUCUUUUCUUACUGCAUGCACUACUGUGAAUGUUUGUUCCAGAAACCAGAAAGUGUUGGUCUUUCAUAAUUAACCUAACUUUACAAUUUUUAUAUUUCUGAAUACUGUUCUUGUUCUCCAAAUGUACUAAAAAAAAGUAUUUUCACUAAAAUAGUAUUUCUUCUUUGAGAGAAAUCUGUGUUCAGCCAGAAGUAGUAAUCUUUAGAGCACCAAGUGGAUUGCAAAAUGCUUGCCUUUACACUCAACCAGUAAAGAAUGUCAUUAUCAGUGCUAACCAUGAAGAAUUAUGGGUUCCUUGAGAUAUUCAACUUUAGAUUAUAUUACACUUGUGGUUAGAGAUAGUCACAUAUCAGAUGUCAGGCACUUUGGGGAAACACAGUGUCUCUAAGCCUGUGACAAUCUCUCUGCGAACUCGCAAAGUUAUUGAGGGUUUUAUGGGCAUUCUGGCUUCUUGUUUCAUAUAACUGCUGUAUCAUAUAUUUACAGAAUGCAGUUCAGUAGAAAAUAUAUGGAUCAUGUUUUCUUCCUGUAAAGGCACAGCAUUUUAAAUUAGCAAGUGUCGUCCAGGCAGAAUCUUCCACAUAAGAUAGGAUACCUGUGUCCUGCCUUUCCCCUAUGCACAUAACAAAAUUGUGCUAUAGGAAGUGUGUACGUUGUUCGAAUGAAACAUCAGAAGUUGUUUUGUGUGCUCUGUAUAAGCUGAGAGUGGAUCUGCAAUCAGCAGUGACAUUAACAGUGCUGUUUUGGUGUGUAAUUUACAUUUUACUUUUUAGUAGAACAUUGGUGCUACCUUUCCUGUAUUGCUGAUUAAUUAUGUUAUUAUUCAAUCUGUGCUAAAGGAUAAGCAUCUGAGUAUUAAUUAGCAUGUGCAUUAUUAUAUUUGUGAUACUCAUUUCUGUUGUUGUAGUGAAACACUGCAAGUUUGCAUAAUUUAUAUGUAGGCCUACACAAUGAGUUUGCUAUGUAUAUAUUGUUGCUGAGCUUUCUCUUGGAACAGUUUUGCAUUGGUUCUGGGGAGAGGACGUAAUUUUCAAGGUUGCAUACUAAGAACAUAAAUUUAGUAUUAAAAUGGAAUGUUUUCAUAUCUUUUUGUAAGUCAAAUAUUUCUCAGUAUUUAAGAGAAGUUUGCAGCAUAUCACUUAAAUGUGCCUAAAAUCUGAAUGUAAUGAAUAUUCAGAUAACUUACGGGACCUGUGUGAAAGAUGUUCCUCAGCUGCAUUUUCAUUGGUUAUUUGAAUAUGUCUAAAAUUGUGUAAGCACACUGCACCUGCUUUGGAAAUGCACAAAGAGUUAUUUAUAAUCUUUUGAGUUGUUUUAAUAGUUAAAUUUGUACUUUCACAAUCUACAUCUACACGGACACUCUGUUAAUCACACUUAAGUGCCCGGCAGGGGGUUCAUCGAACCACCUGUGAGAUAAUCCUGUAUUAUUCCAAUCUUGAACAGCACACAGAAAAAACGAACUCCGGUAUCUUUCUGUGUGAACUCUGGUUUCCCUUAUUUUAUGACGAUCUAUCAUCCCUGUGUAGGUCGUAUUUUCGCGCAGUUACCAGAUAUCUUCGAUCUUCGGUAGAGAUUAAAGUUUCAAAUUUACUUUCAAGCAUCUAAUGUUGAAGUUGCUUCGAUGUGAUAAUGUGUAAGGAGCUAAGUGCUCGUGUGGUGUUUGGCAUUGAUGGUAGCAGUGGAAACACUGUCAGGAAAUAAAAACAGUGUCAGAGGUGAGACUGAGUGAUGUGAAUGUAAUUAGGGACUAUAUUUUUAAGUUUUUCCAUUAUAAGGGACCACAGUCACGUAGAACAUUUUGAAAGAAACUUCUACUAUUUGAUUGUAAAUUACUAUUAAUUUAUUUCACAUAAUCACGAUUUUGGCUUUAUAGCCAUUCUCGAGUGUAAGUUUAAAUGUCACAAAAUGUCCAACUCGGUCUUACAAACCGGUCGUAUCGCUCGUAUCCCGUAAUACGACGACACGAUCGUGAGACCAGAGAUAAGCUAUUUCAAUGGUGACGCGUCAUUUAGGUGUCUCGGACAUUUUGUGACAUUUCAGCUCGUCCUCUAGCAUGGCUAUAAAGCUGAAAUUGUGAUAUGUGAAAUAAAUUGAUAGUAAUUUACAGCCAAAUAGUGGAAAUUUCUUUCAAAAAAAUAUUUCGAAUGCAGGGCACUUUUAGAAAGAAAAUAGGUAUUGUGAAAUUAUUGAGUGACAGAAUAAUAAAUGACCAGUAAGGGCUGUUUAGGAAACUGAGACUAAAUAUGAAUACUACUACAAAUGAUCAGGUUACCUUCCAUUCAGAAAGCUGUCGCACUCGGCGACUGUUAUAUUGACUUGUAAAUUGUAGAUUGCAGCGAUCAGUUGUCCUUUUUAAAUGUGAUUGUGCAGAUCUAGAUUUCAGCUAGAACCUAACCAUUCUCGAUGCACUGUUAUUUUUGCUCAGUGCACGUAAUGCCUGUCGGUCGGGCUUCAUCCACAGUUAAAAGUCAGACUGACACCAGGUCAGAGUAUUUGACCUCCUCAGUAUGUGCCAUUCCUCUGGAGAAAGAGCAUGUCGAUUCCAAUGAGACAGACCUGGUACAGACUGAAAUACAGUCAGUAAUGUGAAAUUCUGAAAGCAGAACAAGGGUGGGUGGUGACUGAUCAAUCUGCUUUGUACUUGGGAAAAGGGGGUGUGCUGCUUGAGAUUGUGAGUCAUUUCUCUGUUUGAGUUUCACGAAUGCUGAGGUGAGGUCUUUUUUGACACAGGUAAUAAAUGUCGGUGUCCCAUCUCUAAUGAGCUUUAAAUUGAUGACACAGCUGUACCUUCCGCCUUCAGUUUCCUCAGCAUAACAGUGCCUCCGUACAGACUGCCACAUGACUAUGACCCCCUCCCCCUCCUCCAUAUUCCAUUGGAGCUAAUGUGUCUUCAUAUAAAUCCUGUAUCUGACAAUGUCUGUCAGUAAAUAAUGUAGCGUGCAAAACACCGAGCGACUGCUUCGGGGUUGUGUUUUCUGAAGUGGAGCACCACGUGAUACACACUGAGCAAUAUAAAAACCCCGUACGAUAUUCAUUUGUUGCAAAACAACCCUACACAUAUUUAUGUGACAUUUAGUACAAAUCUGACUCUUAUAAGAUACUCUCAGUAUUCUUGCUGUGUCGAGCUAGAAUAAGAGCUCACCUUUCGGCAGUAGUUUGUCGUCACCGUCUAGAACGUCAGACUGUCGACAUACUGUGAGACAUGUCCGUGUCUGUCUGUCUGUUCGCUGUCGCUCCUGUCGGAAUGUUACCGACCCGGCAAAUUUCUCUGUUAGUCUCCCGACACUGAAAGCCAGCUUCCGAGUUAUUCCCGAUGUCGGCCACCAGUCUGAUAAGUGUAGAAGAUAUUUUAUAUCAAAUCGAACAUAGUUGUAACACUGUGUUCGGCAACAGUCGAUUUUUCUGAAUAAUGAAUUUUAAUAAGACACUGAUGCUCGGACACUGUACGGGUCGAAUGGCCAUUACAGUUCCUAUAAAUCUCGUUCGUUUUAUAUAUUUUUUAAGUGUGCUGCACAAAUUUAAAUGUCUGUAUAGUUAUAACUAAUUUUUGAAUAAGAAAAUUGUUUGUUCUCGGUUAGCUCAGACAGAGAGAUCCAAAAAUUUGCUGUGGCAUUAUGUAAAAUUAUGCAAAAUUCCCAAACCUAGAUUAUUUAUGUAACUAUUUAGCAAAUGGUGAAUUGAUUCUUACGUGAGCAGUAGUAUUAGUUGUUUGUGUUUAUGCAGUAGGCAGACACUCUGUGCUCACGUGAACCACUAGGAUGGCCUCCGCCUCAGCUAGUCAGGUGUCAGCUGCAAAUGUCGAGUUUUGCUAACCUGCCUGAUUUGUCCUCCACUGUUUCACUGAUAAUUACGACGUAAACAGAACUGUAGCAGCCACAUUCGCUCAAUUUGUAAGUAACUUCUAAAAAUAAUUGUGUAGCUGUAUCAUUUGUAGCAGCACCAUACAGUUUAUAUGCAAAACUCGGCAGGUUGUUGUAGUUCGAAUUCUCUCUGUAAUCGUUUUCAAAAUUUUAGCUUAUGUCACUAUAUUAACUGUACUGUUUAAUUCUGGGCUCAAACUGCUCUUUUGUCGAUCUCAAGUUCGCUGUCACGUACGUAAAUCAGUAUCGGACAAGUAUCGGAAUCUCUUCUGUUCGGCUGACGUGCUGCGGCACGUCUCCUCGUGUUGUAAAGCGGUCUGAAUGCUUCUCACUUGAUCUGUACGAUAUAUAGUGUGAAAGUUUUAAGAGAACUGAUGUCAUUUUUGACAUAAGAUGUGAUUUUGAUAGUAGUGUGUAUAAAGUUAGAUUAAAGCUGUCAUAUAUUUUUCUAAAAGGAACUAUCAAAAUGUUAUGAAACUAAACUGUUUUUAUAUUGUGUGCUACUGACAUACAUAUAUAUGUGUACACGUAUUGUAAGAACUAAAUGGCAAAAUCAGGGUAAUUUUUGACGUAUACUUUAUGUGAACUAUCUGUGUGGAGUGUCUGUGCUGUCCCUGACAGAACUUUAUAUUCUUGUAGUAAGCUUUCUGUCAGCUUCUUCAUGUGUGUCUAUUAUUUCGUACUGUGGAUGUAAAUGGAACAAAAAUUACAAAAGGUAUUAGACGUUGCUGUAGCCUUUGAUAAGCACAGAUUGUGUGUCAUUGUUCAAUGUUCAGUGUCUGUAACCUUGUCGGUAUGUUUUGAUAAAUAAUAUAUCUAUUUACAGACCUAUAUUUUGUUUUUUAUGAGUUCCAAUAGCCGCACAUUGCGGACGGGUCGAAACUGUCGAGAUCGAGAGGCAGCGUCCGGAUCCGUCCGUCCCGAGGGAUGGGACAGCGGUGGCUCCGCCGGCUGCACUGCACGGCGGGAUCUCAUUUUCUACGUGUGUACCAGAUUUUGUGUCUUACUGAAUACUUGGUGGAAAAAUAAAUCAAUAAACAGAG
Messenger RNA from Schistocerca gregaria, 8778 nucleotides. RefSeq names its product protein disulfide-isomerase A5. Gene Ontology annotation, molecular function: protein disulfide isomerase activity. The transcript has 10 exons. The record is from RefSeq and is a predicted model, not a curated record. The coding region runs from base 92 to 2032 and encodes 646 amino acids. Lineage: Eukaryota; Metazoa; Arthropoda; Insecta; Orthoptera; Acrididae. Gene Ontology annotation, biological process: protein folding. Gene Ontology annotation, cellular component: endoplasmic reticulum.